Molecule: messenger RNA, 408 nt
Organism: Babesia ovata
Lineage: Eukaryota; Apicomplexa; Aconoidasida; Piroplasmida; Babesiidae
Product: formamidopyrimidine-DNA glycosylase, putative
Exons: 1
Coding region: 1-408 (135 amino acids)
Source: RefSeq, a predicted model, not a curated record
AUGUCAUCACAGUACAAGGGUGCCAACCACGACUUGCAGCGGCAUCUAUUAAUAGGGAAAUGCCGUAAUUGGGCUUUUAUAAGGAAAUUACUAGUUCCCCAACAGUUCAAAAUCGUCUCUGGCGCCGGUGAAAUCGAGCACCUUCUCCUUUAUCUUGGAGCCCUGGGCCCAUGUGAUGUGGUCCUCCAGCUCUCUCGUGACAUGGUAAGCUGGGUUGUUCACUAUGUCAAGCCCGACCUUAAUGUGCCCUUGCUCUAUGUAGGUGAUAGCCUGCUUGAGAUGUUCGCAAAACUUGCGCUGUACGAGCACCGUGGCCAGCCGACGCCUGCAGAAAACGCUGGCUGCCAGGCGCUCGCACAGCUCCAGGUUGCCGCGUACACUUAUCAGACCCAUCUGAUACCUACGUAG